Messenger RNA from Anopheles funestus (African malaria mosquito), 3557 nucleotides. RefSeq names its product protein peste (gene santa-maria). Gene Ontology annotation, molecular function: scavenger receptor activity. The transcript is spliced from 7 exons. The record is from RefSeq and is a predicted model, not a curated record. Gene Ontology annotation, cellular component: cytoplasm; membrane. Bases 1382 to 3199 code for a protein of 605 amino acids. Lineage: Eukaryota; Metazoa; Arthropoda; Insecta; Diptera; Culicidae.
GUCACCACCAUUAUCCUCCCUUUGCCCAGGACACACGAUCAGUUCCGAAGUGUGCGUUUCCGCGGUUGUAGUUGAUACCGACGCUCGUUGGUGCGUUUCGGUCAAUCAUUCUACGGACGCCGUCGCGGUUAGGUUCUACUUUCGGUCUCGUUCAAACGUACCAUUGCCGCCAUUUCGCUGUACGUCGGUGGCCACACUUCUCGUCUAGUGAUGAAUUUGAGUUGAGCAAAUUUUUGACACAGUUACGACAACCGAAAUUCUUCGUUGUGUAUAGCAGCAUACGUAACCGUGUUCCCGUGUAAAAGGUGUUAGUGAACGAACAUUUAGUCCAAAAAAAAGAGCAACAUUAAAUCGAUUCUAAUGAGUGCGUGUAACAUAAUCAAGCAACGUGUGGGAGAGGCAAUGAGAUGGAAAAAUAAGUAAAAAUUAAGUACAGUCGGCCAAUAGUUUGUCUGCAACAGAGCUACACCGGCUUAAUCUUGGCCAUUUUUGCUGCUGUCUGUUAAAUACGCCGACGUGCUUGCAGCGUUUCAUGACGUACAAUUGCGUACAUUGCGAAUGACAUUUAUUUGUGAUUUUUUUUUCGGUUUGUUUUGUUAUUUGUGGCACAUGGGAAAGUAUAUUUAGAAGAUCGUGUCGGGGUUGUGUACGAGAUGCGUAAAGUGUGCACUGUGUUGUUGACUGACCUUGAAUGAUCCUGCUGUCAUGCGUGCAAGUGCAGCGGCAUAGUAAGCUGUGAUACAUCAGUAAAACGCAGCAUGCAUCAAUUUUUCCUUACUUGCUGAUGCGUAACAAGGCAAGAAAAACGCCCGGUUUUUGGACGGUGGUACAAAUUACAGCAGAAGCGUUUUUGUAGUAAAAAGUGAAGUUAAAACUACGACCGGAAGAACUUAUUUAUCCAGCACCAAGCGAGACAAUUCAUCUGCGUCUUUGUACAGCGACAAAGAAACGUUGCGUCUCAACUACCACAACAGCGUUAGCAUUGCGUAUGGUAAAGAAAACGAACGAUAGCUCGGUGAAGUAAAGAGGAAUUCGAAUCCCUUUUGAUUAUUAUGUUUUUGUCUGUUGUGUGUUGCUGCGCAAAAAUCUGAUGCAAACCUCAUUUUGUAAUAUAUUCGGAAGCAGUCGUGCGUGUGGCUAUGUGUGCGUAUUAGACGGUGUUGUGCAGAAGCAACGUUUUUGGGGAUCGUUUCAAUCCGGUACCGGUUACCAAGGAUACGAACAAGGACAGAUUUGACAGUUUCAACGCGUUGCUUGGUUGCCGGUUGUGCGUUGUGAGAUUUGCAGUUGAUGGUGAAACGUUCUCACGUGAGAACCGGUCAGUGAAUAGCAAACGAAGUGUAUUGCGAUCUUGAGAACGAUAGUUUCACGUGUCGUUUUUAUGUUACAAACCACGCAACAUUCGGCCGCUGACACGGAGAAAGCCACCGUUUAUCAGCUGGCCAACGGUAACCACACGAACGGUGACAUCGGCAAAGUGAGAUCUUCAACAGCAGCCGCCCGGAAACGCAACAUGCUCGUGAAGGAGUUUUGCAACCGGCGGUGCAUCCUCACAUCGUCCGGAUUGCUUCUUGUCGCCAGCGGGACUUUCUUCAUUCUGUUUUUCCCUAUCAUCUUUCAGGAUAUACUGCAAGAGGAGCUUAAACUACGGCCUGGCUCGCGUAGUUACGAUUCCUGGGUAUCGCCACCCUUUCCACUCGCAAUGGACGUGUACUUUUUCAACUGGACCAAUCCGGAGGGCAUUACGAACCACUCGACGAAACCGAUCCUGGAAGAGUUGGGUCCGUAUCGUUUUAUCGAACAUCCGACUAAGGUGGAUAUAGAGUGGCACGAUCAGAAUUCCACCGUAAGCUAUCGGAAGAAGAGCCUCUAUUACUUCGACGAGGAGGGCAGCAACGGAAGCUUAGAUGAUGUGAUAAGCAGCAUUAACAUUGUGGCCGUGUCUGCAGCAAAACGAUCCAAAUAUUGGGGAUAUCUCAAGCAGAAAGGCGUCUCGUUGGGGUUGAACGUAUACGAACAGAAGAUAAACGUGGUUAAAACGGCGGGCGAGCUGCUGUUCGACGGGUACGAGGACAAUAUGGUACUGAUGGGAAAGCACAUGUUCGACGCCGACGAAGUGCCGUUCGAUCGUGUCGGGUGGUUCUACACGCGUAACAAUUCUGCCGACCUGAUCGGUCACUAUAAUAUUCAUACCGGUGUUGAGGAUAUUGCCAUGCUUGGUAAAAUGGGCGAAUGGAACUACAAACCGCGGACAAACUUCUUCGAAGGAAAUUGUGGCAUGUUGAACGGUUCGGCCGGUGAAUUUUUCCCACCCGGACUUUCGAAGGAACAGCCGAUCGAACUGUUUACACCCGACAUGUGCCGUAGCUUGCCGCUCGAUUUCGAGGAAGAGGUUACCAUCCAUGGACAGAAAGCGUACAAGUAUUCCGGCGAUCGACGGGCGAUCGAUAAUGGAACACUUUAUCCUGAGACGGCCUGCUUCAGUGCUGGUGAGAUCGUACCGUCAGGGGUGCUAAACAUUUCGUCCUGUCGCUUCGGUACGCCCGUGUUCGUAUCCUUUCCCCACUACUAUGGAGCUGAUCCGUUCUAUUUGGAUCAGGUCGAAGGAUUGAGCCCAUCGAAGGAGAAACAUCAAUUCUAUAUGUCACUAGAACCGACCACUUCCGUUCCUCUGGAUGUUGCCGCACGGUUGCAGCUUAACAUUAUGAUUGAACCAUACGAGAAUAUCAAUCUCUUUUCCGACGUGCAACGAGUCUUCCUGCCCGUUCUGUGGUUUGAGCAGCACGUUCUUAUGCCGGCCGAACUGGCGGGAGAAAUUGGCCAGGCCCUUACCAUCCCAUCGAUCGUUCGGCUUUGCGGUAUCGUAAUGGUGGUGUUCGGUGUCGUGAUGCUUCUCUGGAUGCCACUGGAGCACAUGUUCUUCCGUCGACGCCGUGUUGCCGGUACGAUCGGCAUCAAAGAACAGGCAGCACUCAACGGUGUCCGUUCGUUUAAUCUUACCACCGAAAAGGGUUUGCUAGCGUCGUCGGAAAAGAAAAACGGCAAAACAACGACGACAGCCACCGCUAUCGUGCUUGUGGACAAGCUGCUUGAAAAGCCCGAAAAGCAACCACUAGCGGACAGUACGCAGACAUCGCCAGCCGAGCCGGAAAGUGCUCCACUGAUCGAUGGUAGAAAUGUGAUCAUUAUUAAUUCAUGAAACCAUAAGGUGCCUCCGAUACGAUAGCGUCAACUCUUGAGGUUAACUGGUCAACACCAGGAACACUGCGAACAUGCUGAGCAAAUACGUUUGCCAGGGUGCAUUUAUUCAACAAGGGGACAACGUCCACUGCUGUUACUGUGAGAUUUCUAGUGUGUGGUACUGUAUCGCGUCUUGAAAACGAUGCGUGAUCAGAAGUGACUGAAUAAUCGGUGCUUGUAAGAUGUGUUGGUAGUGCCACCCUAACUGAAAGCAAUUCCCCAAAGUGAUAGAAAUCGUGUAGUGCGUGACAAUCGCAAGGACAAUGUUUAUUCUCGUAAGCUAUCUCCUCCAGUGUUGUCCGGCGUACGAGUGCCAA